CCACCACUCUACUCCCAAACAUCUCUCUUCCCCUUUUCCUCUCUUUAUCUUCAACCUCUCUCACAACUCUUUUGUUCUGAAACUGAAAUCAGGACUCAGAGUGAAAUUCCCCCUCAAAAGGAAGGAACUAAAUUGAAAUUACCCAAAAACCAAACCAUGAUGGUUGAAAGCGAGGAUUUGGGUCUCGGUCUCAGCUUGAAUUUUCCUCACACCCAUAACAAUCAAAGCAGCAGCCGCUUUCAGCUGAAUCUGAUGCCUUCUCUCCUCCCAACUUCUGCUGCUGCUUCUUCUUCUCCUUCUGGCUUUCUUCCCCAAAUGCCCCUCUGGAAUAAUCCCUUGCCUUCUUCAGAUCUAAAUUCUAACUCGGAGACGUGCCGGGCCGGGCCCCGAUCAUUCCUGCGGGGCAUCGACGUGAACCAGCUGCCACCGACGGGCGAUUGCGAAGAAGCGGGGGUGUCCUCCCCCAACAGCACCGUGUCGACCGUGAGUGGCAAGCGGAGCGAGAGAGACACCAAUGGCGAAGAUCUGGACCUCGAGAGGGACUGCUCUCGAGGCCUCAGCGACGAAGAGGACGGCGAGACCUCCAGAAAGAAGCUCAGGCUCUCUAAGGACCAGUCCGGCAUUCUCGAAGAGAGCUUCAAGGAGCACAACACUCUCAACCCUAAGCAAAAAUUGGCGUUGGCGAAACAGCUUGGUCUUCGGCCUAGACAAGUGGAGGUCUGGUUUCAGAACAGAAGAGCAAGAACCAAGCUGAAGCAAACAGAGGUGGACUGUGAGUUCUUGAAGAGGUGCUGUGAGAAUCUGACGGAGCGGAACAGGCGGUUGCAAAAAGAGGUUCAGGAGCUGAGAGCACUGAAACUUUCCCCGCAGUUCUAUAUGCAGAUGACCCCACCCACAACACUCACCAUGUGCCCCUCGUGUGAGCGUGUCGGGGUCCCAACCAACUCCUCAUCGUCCGCGGCCGAUCCUCGGCCCCACUCGCAGAUGGGCCCCGUUCAGCGGCAUCCGUUGCCUAUCAAACCCUGGGCCUCCGCCGCCACCGUCCCCCACCGGCCGUUGCCUUUCGACAUCUUCCAUCCCCGGUCGUAGUUUUUAAACCCGUAAACCGAGCGAUGGCAAUUUGGUCAUUUUGCAAAAACCGUAGAAGAAUCUCCCUUAUAUUUUAGCGCAAAACUAAAAAAAAAAAAAAAAAAAAAGGAAAAAAUCAGGGUAUUGAUGUAAUGUUAUUAUUUUGUUUUUUUGGCAAAUGAUAGAUUUGUUAGAUUAGGAAAUCGAAUAUGUUUGAACUACGCUGCGGUGCAAAGGUAAUACUUCUUUUCAUGAUUGUGAUAAAGGACUACUUGCAUUGCAAUUUAAUGUUACUAUUUUGAAAGUGCACGGAGGACUGGCAAAACAGAAGCGGUUGUAAUAGCGUACCAAUUCUUAUAUAAUGUAAAAUUUUCCGAAA
This is a messenger RNA of Malus domestica (apple), 1447 nucleotides long. RefSeq names its product homeobox-leucine zipper protein HAT4-like. The record is from RefSeq and is a predicted model, not a curated record. Lineage: Eukaryota; Viridiplantae; Streptophyta; Magnoliopsida; Rosales; Rosaceae. Gene Ontology annotation, cellular component: nucleus. Gene Ontology annotation, biological process: regulation of DNA-templated transcription. Gene Ontology annotation, molecular function: DNA-binding transcription factor activity, RNA polymerase II-specific; sequence-specific DNA binding.